Molecule: messenger RNA, 2217 nt
Organism: Schizosaccharomyces osmophilus
Lineage: Eukaryota; Fungi; Ascomycota; Schizosaccharomycetes; Schizosaccharomycetales; Schizosaccharomycetaceae
Product: cytochrome c oxidase assembly protein Cox1101/ mitochondrial ribosomal protein Rsm22 fusion protein
Exons: 1
Coding region: 1-2217 (738 amino acids)
Biological process (GO): translation
Molecular function (GO): copper ion binding; methyltransferase activity
Source: RefSeq, a predicted model, not a curated record
AUGUAUCAUUUAAAAUGGGUUUCUCGGUGUCAGUUUAAAAAUUCAAUCACCAAAUUGAAGAAAAACAGUUUAAAUAAAUGCCUUGUACAGCCGACAGGAACGAAUUGGGUCAGGUUUCUAUCGAGGAGAUAUUCCACACAAGUUGAACAAGUAAGUAAGCUGGACAAUGGUGCUUUGGAUCCGGGCUCUCCUACUUUAUAUAAAUUUCUUUUGAAAGAUCAAAAAAAGUCUGGCGAUUUGCAUCUUCAUACUGCUUUCAAUCUUUGUAUAGAUGAACUUUUAAUCAAUGCCGACAAGGGUCGAAUUAAAAGCUUGACUAGUAAAAUACACAAACACAGGGAAGAGGAAGCGAAGACUCCGAUUUCCCGUCCUUGGAAAGAGGAAUCUACAAAGACAAUGACAGACGGCCAAAUUAUCGCGUAUUUAAAAGAAACGAUGCCGUAUCAGUAUGCCUCGUUAUAUCACAUAUUUUAUGAACUCAAAAGUCUUUUGAAAAGUAAACCGAGCGACCAACUGAAAGUUUUGGAUUGCGGAAAAGGACCAAGCUUGGGUGCGAUUUUGAGUCAAUCUUUUUUUCCCUCGACGAUUCCGUUUUCUGUUGUAGAAGAAAACAGUUUUCUCCGUGAAAUUAUAAAACAAGUCAAUCAAACCAUUGGUGCUUCGCUGGAUUCUGAGAAUUUAAAUCCCGAACUUUUAGGCCGAUUGCCGCUUUCCCAAAAAGGGAACUACGAUUUAGUUAUCGCUUCUAAUCGCCUUCUUGAGUGUGGUUCAGAUGAAGAGCUUUUUGGAUACUUACGUGCGCUUUGGUCUCUGUUGAACAAAGGAGGUAUCGUAAUCUUAACUGAGCAAGGCUCAAAACAUGGAUUUCAUGCCAUUAAGAGAGCUAGAUCAUUUUUAUUAAAUAGAGAAAAAGAUAAGGAAAAUGACCGCCUAGAUGCAAGAAUUCUAGCUCCUUGCCCUCACGAAGAUCGUUGUCCCAUUAACAUAGAGGGCGGCGUGAGAGCAAACGUCUGUAACUUCAAACAGCAUUUCUUUUUUCCUUCCUUUUCUCGCUUAUAUGUUCCAAGGAGUGAACAGAGAUCUCAGUCUCACUCAAAAUUUAGCUAUGUCGUUUUGCAAAAAGGAGUAACUCGUGAGUCAAAUGCAUAUAAACCUGUCCAAAGUGAACAAGAGCUUUCGAACCCCGAUUUUGAGGCUACUGAUAGCCAUAUAAAUUGGCCCCGUAUAAUCCGAUCACCUUUGAAGCGUCGUGGCCAUGUUAUUGUUGAUGUGUGCGAUCACGAUGCUCAGCUUCGUCGACACACUGUACCUAAGUCUCAAGGUAAAUUGUACUACCAAAUUGCUAGAAAAUCCAAUCAAGGAGAUCGUUUCCCUAUUAAAGGUAAAGUUCAAAGUGUUGAGCAAAAACCGCAUACCCAUAAACCUUUAGAAGCUAAGGAACAACCUGUUACUCUAAAUUCCCCUUUGCAAGAUUCUUCCAAGGUUUCUGAAGAAUCAAUACCAAGCUAUGUUUUUACCGGAAAACGCUAUUAUAGUACCCGGCCUUAUUUUCGUCAGAACUCAUUCAAAUGUUCGGAACCAGCUAAAGGAUUAUUAAUUAACAAGCGAUACUAUUCACGAAGAUAUACGAUUAAUCCAAAGUUAAAGUAUGAACGGCAAACAACUAUUAACUAUUUAAUUGCUCUCACUAUUUUGGUGCUUGGAAUAACAUAUGCAUCAGUCCCUCUUUACCGCUUGUUUUGUUCUAAGACAGGUUACGGUGGAACAGUCAAUACUGAUCAGGAGCGUAUGAAUGUUGAUAGAAUGGUUCCUCGUAGAGAUGCUAAACGAGUAAGAGUAACAUUUAAUGGAGAUGUUGCAGGAAAUCUUCGUUGGAAGUUGUAUCCUCAACAAAAAGAAAUAUGGGUUCAACCAGGAGAAACUGCUCUUGCUUUUUAUACGGCUGAAAACUUUUCCGACGAAGACAUAGUUGGCGUUGCUACCUAUAAUAUAGUACCAGGCCAAGCCGCUGUAUAUUUCUCCAAGGUUGCUUGUUUUUGUUUCGAAGAGCAAAAGCUAGACGCCCGGGAGAAAGUUGACUUGCCUGUAUUUUUCUUUUUGGAUCCCGAGUUUGUUGAUGACCCAAACAUGAAAUACGUAGAUGAUAUACUGCUUAGUUACACGUUCUUUGAAGCAAAAUAUGACAAUAAUGGAAAUUUACUAACCCAGUUAAAUUAA